GGUGGACUUGAAGCCCAUCCAAGGAUACGAACAUUCUGAACCUGGUGAUCUGAAGCAUCGCAUUUGCUUGCUUGGCCAUCGUGAUGCUGGUUUUUCAUCAUAGAUCCGUUUCUCCCAAAUUAGAGAACGUAGUCUUCUCCCAGAAUCGACUGUUCCAAGAAGCCGACGUGCAAGGGCUGGGAAGAGCUUCAAGUGUGCAAGAAGAAGUGAUGAUCAGGAGGAGCUAUGGACGAGGUCAUGACGAGAGGUCAAGCACCGGCUAUCUCAUGAUGGAUCCCCGCCAUCUUCGUUCGCUGAUGACCGAAAGCAACCCUCACUGAAGCAGCUCUUGUCUCAGAGGACUACAGAUCAUUCUCCUGAAUAACUCGGAGGAGCCCAUCAUUGUCUAUGAAACCUCUGUUGCUAUACGAAAGACUCGCGCUUUCGUGGAAGGUGCUGAAUAUCACUCUAUCGUCUUCUGGAGUUUAAAUUUUGCAUCAGAUAAUGGCGAAAAAGGGUGAAAAUGGCUACAGUCGUUGAGAAGAAAAGAUCAUCAUGCAGAAAUUGGAAGCAAAGCUGUGUGCUUGUCCAUCCUCUGGGUCCACAACAGCUCAGCACAUUUCGAGAUUGAGUCACUAGCUUAUGACCGGGGUGCCAUCGAUCAAAGGCGGUGCUGUUGGUAUGCUCUUGGACUGUCGGUGCUUGCUUGGCCCAACUGCUGCAAGACGAGAAGGGUCUAAAGUUAGAUAUCACGUUACACAUCAUCUGGUCACAACAGAGAAUGGAACCUACUCUGCCUUGCCCAUCCAUGAUUCCCAUGCAGCUCACGCCCAAGCCCAUUCCCGGCCUGGACCUGUGGCCUUCAACUGUUUCUCCUUGUACCAGGGACCUCAGAUUCCUCAGCACAAGACCUCUUGGAUCUACACUCAAUCCAGUGAUGGAGUUCAUGUCCAUAUGUCGCUGCAUAACAACAACAGCAUAGACAACCUCCAUAAGUGUGAUUGAUGCACACUACCCAAACACUCUAGGUUUAAACUUCACACCAUAUACACGAAUUAGAUUAUCCAGUUGAGCACUUUAGAUUUCUUAUGUACACAUCCUCUGCGACGAUCUGAUGUUGAUGUUUCUUCUCCGCGGGCUCUUUGAGGCUUUUUGAACCUUGAGCCCACGAUGAGUUCAGACCACAGCACAAGAGAUGAUCUUGAACUUCGAAUAAGAGGUGUGAAGGUGAUCACGUCCUGAAGUUUUGUUUGCAUCCCCUUCAGUAAGUUAUAUUCUUUUGUUGUAAUAGUGCCACUUCUUGAGAGACGAGAUUUGGCCAAGCGGUAAUAAUAGAUAGCAAAUGGAUAACCAAAUGAGACAUGACAGGUUUCAAAUUCAUUUAUGGAAUUAAGCAGCAGGAUCCACUGACUCGAAGGAUACGCCUGAAUAGGUUCAUCAAUAUACAUCUGCGUGCGAGACCUGGAUAAUAUCAAUUGGUCUGGCCUUGGAAUAGUUGGGAAGUCUUAGGGUAUAUGUUUUCAAUAUGUUUACUUUGAU
Marchantia polymorpha subsp. ruderalis is the source of this 1518-nucleotide messenger RNA. The record is from the annotation of a GenBank genome assembly. NCBI's taxonomy places the organism in Eukaryota, Viridiplantae, Streptophyta, Marchantiopsida, Marchantiales, Marchantiaceae.